Molecule: messenger RNA, 3279 nt
Organism: Phaeoacremonium minimum UCRPA7
Lineage: Eukaryota; Fungi; Ascomycota; Sordariomycetes; Togniniales; Togniniaceae
Product: putative atp-dependent rna helicase dob1 protein
Exons: 2
Coding region: 1-3279 (1092 amino acids)
Biological process (GO): maturation of 5.8S rRNA; RNA catabolic process
Cellular component (GO): nucleus
Molecular function (GO): RNA helicase activity; ATP binding; RNA binding
Source: RefSeq, a predicted model, not a curated record
AUGGACGGCGACUUGUUCGACGUCUUCGACGAACAACCGCAGAAGGCGGGAGCUACCGAAGCGCCAGCGACGAAAUCGAUCACGAAGAGGGAGAAGAAGGACAAGUCAGAUAAGAGCAAGAAGCGAAAGGCUGAUGGUCAUAUGAAGAAUGGACAAUCUGGAAACGAGGAAGCCGAUGUGGACAUGGCUGACGGCGAGCCCACUUCACUUGAUGGCGAGACACAUGACGACGACUCAGAUGGAGCCCAGGACAACAAGCGACGCAAGAAGGAAGAUGAAGCGGAACCCGUUCUCACAGAUACUUUCGAGACAGCAGCAUCGAGAGAGGUAGCCGCUGCUGCAGGUUUUGCAGCCGCCCAAGGCAAUGAGUCGCUUGUUCUGUCGCACAAUAUCCAGCAUCAGGUCGCAUUGCCACCUGACCUCGAUUAUGAAUACGUGCCACUGUCAGAACACAAAGCACCAGAAGAGCCUGCUCGGGUUUACCCGUUUAAGCUCGAUCCCUUCCAGGCUCUGUCCGUUGCGUCUAUCGAACGAGAUGAGAGUGUACUGGUCUCCGCGCACACUAGUGCCGGCAAGACUGUUGUCGCAGAAUAUGCCAUUGCACAAUGUUUGAAGAGGAAUCAAAGGGUUAUUUACACAAGUCCCAUCAAGGCCUUGAGUAACCAGAAGUAUCGAGAUUUCCAAGCUGACUUUGGAGAUGUUGGCCUUAUGACAGGAGAUGUCACGAUCAACCCCACGGCCAGCUGUCUUGUGAUGACGACGGAAAUUCUGAGAUCGAUGUUGUAUCGAGGAUCCGAGAUCAUGCGAGAGGUCGCGUGGGUUGUAUUUGACGAAAUCCAUUAUCUGCGAGACAAGUCACGAGGUGUGGUCUGGGAAGAGACAAUUAUUUUGCUCCCUGACAAAGUCAGAUAUGUUUUCCUGUCAGCUACCAUCCCCAACGCUUUCCAGUUCGCGGAAUGGAUAGCGAAGAUACACCGACAGGCAUGUCACGUUGUUUACACAGACUUCAGACCGACACCUUUGCAAAACUACUUCUUCCCUGCAGGUGGAGAGGGCAUCUUCCUGAUUGUCGAUGAAAAGGGUGUCUUCAAGGAGAAAAACUUCAAUACAGCCAUGGCUCUGAUCGAGCAGAAGAAAGGGGCAGACCCAUCUGAUCCCAUGGCUCGUCAGAAGGGCAAGGGCAAGAACAAAAAGACCAAUAAGGGGGGCUCUUCCGACUCAGGUUCUGACAUCUAUAAGAUCAUCAAGAUGAUCAUGAAGAGGUCGUUUCACCCAGUCAUCGUCUUCAAUUUCAGCAAGAGAGAUUGUGAGAUGAUGGCGUUGAAGAUCUCUCAGAUGACUUUCAACAACGACUCCGAAAAACAGCUGGUGCGUGAGGUAUUCAGCAGCGCCAUCAAUCAGCUGUCCGAGGAGGAUCGUGACUUACCUCAAAUACAACAUAUUCUUCCUCUCUUGGAGCGAGGAAUUGGCGUGCAUCAUUCAGGAUUGUUGCCUAUCUUGAAGGAAACGAUUGAAAUUCUUUUCCAAGAGGGUCUGAUCAAGGUUCUAUUCGCAACUGAGACGUUCUCAAUCGGCUUGAACAUGCCUGCAAGAACUGUUGUGUUCACCCAAGUGACGAAGUGGGAUGGCGUACAACGUCGGCCCCUUACGACUGGCGAAUACAUUCAGAUGUCAGGACGAGCUGGACGUAGAGGUCUUGAUGACCGAGGUAUUGUUAUCAUGAUGGUUGAUGAUAAGCUUGAGCCAGAGACCGCCAAGUCCAUCGUUGCUGGUGCCCAGGACAAGCUGAACUCGGCUUUUUACCUGGGCUACAAUAUGGUGCUGAAUCUUCAGCGUAUCGAGACUAUAUCCCCCGAAUUCAUGCUAGAGCGCUGCUUUUACCAGUUCCAAAAUGCGGCCAGUGUUCCUGAAUUAGAGAAGGAGUUAAUUGCACUCCAACAAGAGCGCGAUAACAUGGUCAUCGCGGACGAGAGCACAGUCAAGGAGUACUAUGGACUUCGACAACAGCUGGAAAGCUACACAAAAGAUAUGGUGUCCGUGAUCCAGCACCCGAAUUACUGUCUCGAGUUUCUGCAGCCCGGUCGCUUGGUUCAUAUCAAAACGCCGACGGGCGAGGAUUAUGAUUGGGGCGUCAUUCUGAACUUCACACCGCGACGAUCCCCCAAGGCUGGUGAACCAGAAUACCCUCCACAGGAGCAAUAUUUUGUGGACGUCCUGCUAAGGCUUGAUGGGGACAGUGAUGAUGUCGUCCGGGUUCAUCCACCUGGAGUCAUGCCACAGGGCAUUCGUCCUUACCUCAAGAGCUCUUCUGAUCAUGGCAGAUAUCAGGUCGUGCCUUGUCUGCUAAAUUGCGUGGUAGCCUUCAGCCAGAUUCGCGUCUUCAUGAAAGGCGAUCUGAAGACAUCUCAGGAGAUGGCACAGUGUGGCAAGCAUUUGGAGGAGGUUCACAGGCGCUUCCCUGAUGGCAUCCCAAUUCUUGAUCCUAUUGAGAAUAUGGACAUUCGUGACGAUUCAUUCAAGCAGCUCAUGCGCAAAAUCGAGGUGCUCGAGUCUCGUCUGUUGUCAAACCCGUUGCACGGUUCACCGCUACUGCAAGAGCUUUGGGAACAAUACGCCACGAAGGUAAAGUUGAACGAAAAGAUCAAGGAGAAGAAGAAGGCGAUCGCAAAGGCCCACAGCAUUGCCCAGUUGGAUGAGCUGAAAUCUCGCAAGCGUGUGCUACGUCGCUUGGGCUUCAUCAACGAGGCAGAAGUUGUGCAAAUGAAAGCUCGUGUUGCUUGCGAGAUUUCUUCUACAGAAGGCCACGAGCUGCUUUUGUCGGAGUUGCUUUUCAACCGCUUCUUCAACGAGCUCACCCCUGAAUUGUGCGCGUCUGUUCUCAGCGUAUUCAUCUUCGACGAGAAGGUAGAAACACAAGAUUUAAAGGAGGAGCUAGCUAAGCCGUUUCGGGAGAUCCAGCAGCAAGCAAGAGUCAUUGCCAAGGUUAGUCAGGAGAGCAAGCUAGAUGUCAACGAGGAUGAGUAUGUGCAGAGCUUGAAAUGGCAACUUAUGGAGACGGUCUACCAAUGGGCCCAAGGCCGCCCAUUUGCUGAGAUUUGCAAAAUGACCAAUGCCUAUGAGGGAUCCCUAAUUCGACUCUUCCGACGACUGGAGGAACUGCUCCGUCAAAUGGCACAAGCUGGAAAAGUCAUGGGCAGCGAGGAGCUGACCAAGAAGUUCGAGACGAGUCUACAGAAGAUUAAGCGAGACAUUGUUGCCGCUCAGAGUCUGUAUCUGUAA